Molecule: messenger RNA, 303 nt
Organism: Protopolystoma xenopodis
Lineage: Eukaryota; Metazoa; Platyhelminthes; Monogenea; Polystomatidea; Polystomatidae
Source: the annotation of a GenBank genome assembly
AUGAUACAUUCCUCUUUUGUUCAGGAAAGUACAUCUUCAGUAAUGUCCGGCUUGCUCGGCACCUACCCGGUCGGGAGUGAAGUUAGCGGUAGUGAUGUAACUCAUAUAGAUUUGAUGUCUAGUGAUGCAGUCUCCAAGAAAAUCGAUUUGCACCCGAUAACUGCGAUGCUCUUAGAUGAUAGUGAUGGUGAUUCUGACGAGUCAGGUGAACAAAGUGGUGUUGGCAGUCAUGGAGAUGCCCCUCACUAUUCUUCUGGUAUCAAUUCACAUCUACAUCCGAAGUUUGGAAACACAAUUAUGUGA